Molecule: messenger RNA, 156 nt
Organism: Radiomyces spectabilis
Lineage: Eukaryota; Fungi; Mucoromycota; Mucoromycetes; Mucorales; Radiomycetaceae
Exons: 1
Source: RefSeq, a predicted model, not a curated record
GUGAAUGUUCGAUAUAUUGCUUCUUCCUUGGCUCUCGCCUUUGGUAUUCCUCAAGAAGACGUUGGCACGAUGGGUAAUUGGCAUAAUUCCCAGACAUUUGAAAAUCACUAUCGGCGCGAGUACCUUUCUCUGUUUGACUUUACAAGCGCUUUGAUU